Alexandromys fortis (reed vole) is the source of this 2063-nucleotide messenger RNA. Its product is annotated as MAPK-interacting and spindle-stabilizing protein-like. The coding region runs from base 981 to 1958 and encodes 325 amino acids. NCBI's taxonomy places the organism in Eukaryota, Metazoa, Chordata, Mammalia, Rodentia, Cricetidae. The transcript is spliced from 6 exons. The record is from RefSeq and is a predicted model, not a curated record.
GCGCCGACUGCGUCUGCGCGAGCCGUCUCGAGGCUGGAACCGCGUAGCAGCUGCGGGCCGUGGAAAGAGUGUCUUGGAAUAGUCCGCCGACAGGUACAGGCGGCCUUCUCGAAUUGUGUUAAGGGCCAGGACGCGACACCCCUGCGUCUUUAAGGGCUUCAGACUUGGCUUCUGCGGCCGGCUGGACUCGCUGCUCGUAGGCCCGGACCCUUCCCACUGCUGAACCAACGGGAACGCGGUACCUCCGUGAAUCUGCCAAUAGAGAGCGCUCGGCCGUGGGCAGGCGGGGCCUCUGAGUCUUCCAGCAUCCGGAGCCCAGCACCUGACAGCUGUAAGUAAUGAAUGGAACAAGUACUUUGUUGAGUGAGACUGAUGCAGUUCUGUGCACAGGAGCUCAGAGUCCAUCAGGAGCAGGCCGUCUUUGAGCUGUAUCUGUCUCGUGUAAGGAGUGGGACAGGAGGGAGUCCACGGGAGCUCAGCAAAGAGUGGAGAUAUGGGCUUUAGCCAGAAAGCUCUGAUUGCUUGCUCUGUGGAAAGCCCUUUUAGGGCACCCUCUUCAUAUAAGCACCUGCCAUCUACCCCAUGAGUCACCUUGAGAAACAUGCCACCAUCAGGAACAGAACCCACACCAAGCCUAGUGACUCAGAGUCUCCCACCCAUCCAGAACAAGGAAGAGACAGAAGUACCAGUUGCCUGAUCCAGCCCUUGGAGGAGCUUCCCUAAGCACAAAGCUGGCAGCUGGUGCUUUCCUCAUCAGGGAACUUCUGCCCUCUGCUGGUCGAGACAGGGGAAACAGCUCAGUGCCACCUUGAAAUCCUGGAAGAGACCAAGGCUAACCCUUUUCCCGUGCUGACUGUUGAAGCUGAUGUAUCAAUGCUUCCAUUCCCUGAACUGACAAAGUUUCCUGUAUGAAGCAGAUUUAAGCGUCAGCUUGCUCAGGUCGUUUCUCCAUUGCCUGUCUCCUCGGAUUCAUCACCACUAUGCGGCAUGCUUCAGGUUUAGGUCCUGCUGGGAGAAUGUCAGAUGAAUUUUUGCUGGCAUAUGUGAGCAACAUAAAAGCUGGCCCGGCUCCUCAAGGCUGGCUAGGCUCCGGUCCUCGGAGUAACCUAAGUGCUCCACCAGCUGUACUGUCUGGACUCCCACUAAGUGCAGCACCCUCUGCUUUGCCUUUUCGACCAGCACCAACAGGAAUAUAUCCCUCCAUUCCUCCAACUGGACCACCACCAGGAACCCCAGCAUCCUUUCUUCCUCCUGGACCCUCAUGUCCCCAACCUAGUGGUCCUUAUCCAGCCCCUGCUAUCCGGGGCCCUGGUCCCACAGGGCCAUAUGCUACACCAAAUAUGCCCUUUCCAGAGCUACCUAAGCCAUAUGGUGCACCCCCAGAUCCAGCUGCAGCUGGUUCUUUAGGUCCACGGGGAUCUGUGUCUUCUGGACUUUGGGCAUCAGGAGUGGGAGGGCAGCAUCCCACAGCUCUUCCUCCAGUGUCAGGAGCACUGCCUGUUCCAUGGGGUACUGUGCCACCGGAAGCCUGGGGACCACCAGCACCAUAUACUGCCCCUGCAGGAUCAUAUCCCACACCAGGACCCCGUUCUACUCCAAAUAAUCCAUACCAAGUACCUUCAGGACCUUCUGAUACUCCGCCAGUGCCUGUUGGACCCGAUAAAACGAGCGAAGUGCCAGGUGGCUCUUCCCGUCCUGAGGCAUCCAACCAGGAGAGCACCCCAGAGACCACUGGACAAGCGAAGCAACCGAAGGUAGAUGACAAACUCAUCAAGAGGAGGCGUCCUAAGAAGAAGAGUAAGCCAGUAACUUGGGGAGACAUCAAGACUUUAACUCAUGAAGCUGAGACCUUGGGGAAACAACAAGGGCACAAUACUACUGACCCCAAAAUGAUGCUGUUAUGUUUAAUGACUAUAUUACAUGUUAAUUCUCAGCGUAGCAAUGCAGAAUCAAAGUGAUUUUUGUCAGCGGGGAUAAAAGGCACACCUGUAAUACCUGUAAUAAACAGUAUGAUGUUGUUUUGCCAAAACAAAAAGACCAAAAAAAAAAAAGAAACCCACUAC